Messenger RNA from Malaclemys terrapin pileata, 3602 nucleotides. RefSeq names its product mesothelin-like. NCBI's taxonomy places the organism in Eukaryota, Metazoa, Chordata, Testudines, Emydidae. Gene Ontology annotation, biological process: cell-matrix adhesion. Gene Ontology annotation, cellular component: cell surface. The record is from RefSeq and is a predicted model, not a curated record. Bases 1 to 2841 code for a protein of 946 amino acids. The transcript is spliced from 22 exons.
AUGGGAGACCUCCAAAGAAGACCUGAGGUGCUGCAGGAAGUGAUGUCACUGAAGAAAGUAAAGGCUUUAAAUAUCCACUACCAUGAUUACUCAGCAGAGAUGCAGCAAAGCAUUUACUUCACUCUCAAGAACUAUCUUCUUCAGCCAGGUGACAAGCCAAAGUGCUAUAACCAAAGCAACGGGGACCAGAACUCCACGGCUUGGUUUCUAGACUACCUGGGAAAGUAUCUGACAUACUGCACUGGUGAGGAUCUCAGAGCCUUCAGUGACAGCCAGCAGUUGCUUCAAGACUUUGCGGUGGAUCCUCAAAACCUGGCGCUGGUGGGGGAACUCGCCCUCUCAGAAGACGUGAAGGAAUACUACUCCACUCUGAUCACGAUGCAGAAUCCUUCCAUCGCGCUGGGAAGCGUUCCAGACAAUUUGAUCUGCUAUGUGGCUGGCAAGUGGAAUAUUAGCCAAACGACAGCGACUGAAGCCAGGUUGACUCUGGCAGCCUUGCAGAGCUGUUUGAGACCUUCCCAGGAGCCAGUAGGAGAGGUGACGGGUGCGCUGCCUGACACCACUGGCAACCUCUCUGUGGAGACCUUUCAAAGACUCGGUCCCUUAGCCGUUGGGUUAACACCGUCUGUGCUCCUGGCUAACGCGGAUGGGCAAACCCUUCGGCGGGUGCUCCCAUUGCUCUCAGCCACAGGGGGCUGGAGCCCAGCACAGGCUUCUGUCAUCAUUAAAAAAGUCAUCCAGAAUGGAUACCAGAUCAACAAAGCCAGCAGUAUUUUGAUACUGGGGAAGCUAGCGCCUGGCCUUCCCGUCAAUGUGCUGGAGAAACUGGACAACAAGGACACCCUCCUCCUGGCUGCAGAUCAGAAUUUCACAGAGAGCAUGGAGCAGGCCCCUCUGCCUGUGAAAUACAAGUUUGUGCAACGGAUCUUACAGAGCGUGACUGGAAGCACCUUCCUCAAUAUCCCAGAUAAGCUGGCUGAUCAGAUCCCUCUGUCUAGACUGGCAUCUCCCCAGAUCAAUAUCAAUGAAAUCAACCAGAAGAAAUGGACAGCCGCUCAGGCCAGCGUGUUCUUCCAGGCAGUGCUGAAGUCCACGCAGCAAUACUCCAGGUUAUCUUCCACUGUCCUUCAAGGAUUCAGCUGUGGAGCAGCAAACUUUUUAAACAACAGUCAGUUUGCGAGCCUGGCAAAAGCCAUGAGGGACAAACGAAUACAACUGGAAGAUAGCCAGCUCAGCUGCAUGACGAAGAGACUGACAGGACAGAUAACUCCAUCAGAUUUUGAAGAAUAUCCAGCCGAGGUUCUUUUUUACAUGGGACCAGAGACAUUUUCAAACACAGUGAACUGCCAGAAAUAUUUUCACCUUGUUGGACAAGCCAAUGUCGACCUUUUGCCAAGAGUGUCUUCCAAAAGACAGUCGCUGCUGGAGAGUGCUAAGGCUUGCCUGGGAACGUCUACCUUAUCAUUUUCAAAGGAAAACCUACAAAUUUUAGGCAAUCUUUCCUGUGCCCUCAAUGGCACCGACAUUGCAAAAUCUGACCCAUACAUCCUAACAAUAUUGCAAAGCUGCAUGUCGUUCACGGAAGACCAACUGACAGCCAUAGAGCAGCAGCUAAAGAACAAAUAUGGAUCACCUUCAACAUGGACAGUCAGCACCCUGACAGACAUGGGUAUUCUUGCCAGUGCCUUGAUGAGCAGCACACUUCAAAGGAUCUCAGAGACAGAGAAGACACAAUUUUUCCCUGAUUUCUUGAGCCAGUUGAAGACCUGGAAUAGGAACCAAUUCACCUAUCUUCUGAAACAGCUUGCAAACCCUCAGCGGCAAAAACGAGCUGCAACAGACUGCACAAGAACUCCAUUGACAACAGAAGUGGUGGUGAAGCAGAGAGACCUUCUAGCUUCCAAGUACACAUCCAGCAGUGAUCUGGAUGCUUGCCUGCCUGAUGAUGUGCUGAGAAACAAUUUGGAAACUUUGGGGAAGAUGGAAUUUCAGGCCCCUCUCCUUCAAGUGCUAAAGCUGAAACUGGACAAGAUCUUUGGCAUGCUGCCUGAAGACUACCUUCCACUAUUAGGAAACAUAGCCAGGAUGUAUACCACAACUGAAAUUGCUAACUGGAAUAUCACUACAGCCGAGACCUUAUCAGCCCUAUUGACAGGAACAUCAUGGCAAGAGGAUCUCCCAAAGGUUACGUCUCUGGUCACUCGGCAUCUAGAAGCUAAUGGCAAUCAGUUAGAUGGAACAAUGCUCACAAUGCUAGCGCCACACAUCUGUGCUUUGGAAGAUACUCAGAUAAAAGCCAUCAGCAGUGAGGCCAUCAGAGAGACCAGCAGGCCCAUGAAUACCUCGCUGUGUUCUCAGCGCCAGAAGAAUCUCUUCUAUAGCCAGCUGAGAGCUGCUUACGAGGAGAACCCGAGCUCUCCAGAUGCCUACUACCAGCGGCUGAAGCCUGCCAUUGGCGGAGCCCCAACCAAGGAUCUGAUCAAAUUUGCUUCUGGUUAUCCUGUCAUGGACGUAGCCACAUUUACAGCCCUCAACCCAGAUGAAGUCCAGAAAUUAAGCGCUCAAAAUCUGAAAGAUUUGCUAGGCGCUAAUCUCCCAGAGCUGAACAAUUUAGCUGAUGACUCUGUGGUGAAAUCUUGGACCCAGGCACGCAACCAAUCAGAGGUGAAUUCUUUAGGACUCCUUCUUGUAGCAGGACUCCCAGACAAGCCACCUAACGGUUUUAUAGAUAUUCCAUCAGAACCUUACAUACCCGGAAGAGCAACGACAUAUGCAAAAGACCACAUGUUCCAGCUUUUCUAUUGUAUGCUCUUCCCCUUGGUGUUAACUGCUUUCUUGUAGGCCGUUCAGUAUUUGCCAAAUAUUAAAUAGUAAUAUUCUUGGGGGGGAGAAUUAUAAUGAUUGAUCUAAUUGGCAUGGUUACAUUCAAUUUAUAUAUGUUCCAGUGUUCUUAAAUGAACAAAAUAUAAAAAAGUGGAGCAUUUAAUUUCUGCUUGGUAAUACUUUAUUGCAUUAUCCCACCACAGUGGUUCCCAAACUGGGGUUUGUGAAAUUUUACAGGGGGUUCUCGGGGAAAAAAAUUCCCCAAUGGCAGACAGAGCUGUCCCUAGGGACUCCGGGCAGCAUGGGGCCAGCAGCCCGGAGCCCCUGGACUUCCAAGAACUAAGCAGAUCAAAGCACCUCUAUCACACUGAGUUUUAAACUUCAAGACUCCUUAUAAGAAAUGGAAAGGGAGGUGGAUAUUUUUUGCUGUUUUUAAAAUGAAGUAGGCAGCUAGGAUUGUUUUUAAAAUUAUUAUGAAGAACAAGUUUAAGCUUUGUUGUAACGUGCGUUGUUUGCCUGGACUGCUCAAGACCUGACUGCUUGUGUAGGAGGAACUCUUUGAGUUGGCUUCUUAAAUCCCUUCCUGCUGUUUCACAUCUGAUACUCCUUGAUGAAACACAGGAGCCUGGUCCUAUAACAGGCUUAUUCAAAGUGAUACAAGCUACAAAACUGAGAUCUUGUUGCUGUUUUCAUAAUGUAAUAAAAAUACUGUAAUGAUAAAUAAUAAUCAAUAAUAGUGUGUAAUAAGCAUGUCAUAAAAACAAAUGUUAUAUUUCCAA